CAGCUCGUCAGGCAUUUUGGAACGCAGGCGCAGAACAGCGGACGGACACCGUAGCUAUUGCGGCCUGCGGAGGCCCGCGCUUUGCCCAGCCGACGCCCUCGGAGACCCGUUUCUCGGCUCCAUGUUCCCGACGUGGGGUCUGUAUGGGGCAACCCCCGGGCAUUAUCCUCCGCCCCCUACAAUGCUGUUGCCGCCGCCGCCUUUGCCGGGCGUGCUGCCUACCUCCAUGCCGCCGCCGCCGCCAAUGCCGCCGCCUAUUUUAGGUGGCUACGCGACCACCUCGGCGACUACUGGCGCUGCCGGGACUGGGGGAUUUCUGAGCCUUCAGGAGCAGCACCUGGUCCAGCUCCAGCAGCUCCAGCAGAUGCACCAGAAGCAGCUGCAAUCGGUGUUGCUAGGGGGCCCCCCUCCGCCCGGCCCGCCUCCCCCGAAUAUGCCGCCACCUCUGCCCACUUCUUCUAUCACCAGUACUUCCUGGCAGCCGCCGGUACCUCCCGGGCCGCCGCCCGCGCGGAGCUAUCAGAAACAAUUUAAGCACCGCGAUCCCCUUCCUCCGCCUUUGCCUCGGGAGCCCCAGUUCCGAAAUCCCCCGAUGCCGCCGCUUUCGUCUACAGAGGAGGUUGCCGAGCCACCGCAGCCCCGCAAGGAGUGGGAGCCCCCGGUCCCCUCGUCCAGUCCUCGCAUGGAUAUGGACAUGGAUCUGUCUUCGCCGCCGCAAUCGCCUCCCCAGGCUUUAAUGCCCCAGUUAGAGGCUGACCCCUAUGUACCCCCGCCUCAGCCUCUGUCAACGCAGAGCCAGAGCCAGAUCCUACCACCGCAGGCUUACCAGCCCCAUUUGCCCUUGUCUCAGGCAGUUCCCAAGACGUUUUCAGACACCCCCACUUCAACUCUUUCUCAGUCUUACCCAAACCAGGCCCAGACUUAUCAAACCAACUCCCAGACGUCCUCUCAGCUAGGCCAGCCCAGUGCAACAUCAGCCUCCCAGCCCGAAUCCCACUUCACUUCAUCCCAGAUUACUCAGAGUGCUUCCGAACCACCAGAAUUAAGACUGAGCAGUGGCCCAGAGAAAGAGUUUGAGCAACAGCACAGCAGCUCACGUGCAGAUCCAUCCACAAUGACUCCCCAGGAACAACAGCAAUAUUGGUAUCAACAGCAUCUACUUACCCUUCAGCAAAGGGCAAAAGCACAUGCAUUGGGACAGCAACAGCCACCUAUUGUGAAUGACGCCUCUGAACAGAGAAAAGAAAAAAGAGAAACAUCUGUUUCUAGUGGCCUUUCUGAACCCAGUUUGAAUUAUGAUCCCAUGUUACCACCUCCAAAUGUUGAAGAGCCUCCUGCGUCAUCUGUUGAACAUAAGCUAAACAUUGAACCUCCAGAAGAUCCUGAAGAAAGCUUGAGAUUACAGCAGCUACAGGCAGCAGCAACACAAUGGCAGCAACAUCCACAACAAAGAGUGGGCUUCCAGUAUCAAAGAAUAAUGCAAAAGCAUUCACAGUUGCAACAAAUUUUACAACGCUAUCAACAGAUUAUACAGCAACCAUCACAUUUGUCAACAGCAACAGUGGAGGUGCAGCUACAGCAUUAUGAGACUCAGAAUAAACAAUUCCAGCCACUUUACAAAGAGUGGGAACGUGAAUUUCAGCAGUGGCAGGAUCAACUUCAGACCUAUCCUCACAAAGACCAGCUUUAUGAGUAUGAGAAACAGUGGAAAAUGUGGCAGGGACAAAUGAAAGCCACUUACGCUCACCUUCAGGAAAAGGUGAAGUCUUUUAAAAACCUGAAUAAUACUCAGUGUCCUGGGAACACGUUUCCAUUUUCUCCAUAUUCUCAAACGGUGCAAAGCAGCAUGCCUGUUUUACCUGCAGCUCUACUUCCUCCACCAACUCCUGGAUUUUCUGCUGACCCAGCAAUAUCUGACAUGACUGUUUCAAAAGAAUCUGGACCUAAGAGCACUCAAACUACAGAAACAAAACCAGCUCUGUUUCCUACUUCUAAUUCUUUUUCUUUUAAAGUCGAUGAAUCGCUUUCCAGUUCUCAGGUGACCGAAGGGAUCAGGCCAGCUCUUCUUCCUAUCCCUUCGUCUGGUUCUUUCACACCCAAAACAGAAGAUUCUUCUACCACUUCCCAGAGCAGGGAGACAACGAGGCCAACUUUGUUUCCUACCCCUUCCUCUUUUACAUUUAAAGUUACAGAGUCAGCUCCCACUUCUCAGAACACAGAAACCGCUAGACCAGGUCUUCUUCCUACCCCUACUACUGCUACUACUACAUUUACAUUCAAAGCAACUGAAUCUCCUCCUACCUCCCAGACCGUGGAGACAACCAGACCAGCUCUGCUUCCCACCCCUGCCCAUACUUCCUUUCCUUUUAUAAAUAGUGAUUCAUCUGUCACCCCGCAGGCAACUGAAACAGCUAGGCCAGCUUUGCUUCCAACUCCUACUUCUGCCUCUGCUUUUUCAUUUAAGGUUAAUGAUUCAAAUGCAGCUACGCAAGCCACUGAAACCACCAGACCAGCCCUUCUUCCUACCCCUUCCCCUGCUUCUUUGUCUUACACUGAUACAUCAGCCACUUUGCCUUACCAUUCAAAUGUAACAGCAUCUGCUAGCUCUUCAAACCAAGGUGAUUCUUAUGCUCCUCUGGGCAAACAGGCAGUAGCAUUUGGGUCAGCCUCAUCUGACCAUGCUACUGUAAAAAUGAAAUCCGAAUCGACAAUAGCUUCAUCAUCUGUGUCCACCACUACUAUCACUACCACCACUGCUUACCAGAACAGAUCAUUGAGGCCAGCUGAGUUUCCUGAUUCCCCCAGGGCACCUUACUAUGAAGGUCCCAAGGACUCAAGAUUCGAUGGACCCCAGGGAAGAGGCUUUGAGCCUCCAAGGCAAAGAGAUCCUAAUUUUCAGGGCCAACGCUUAGAAGGUCCAAGGGCAAGACAGAAUCAGCACAUAGAUGGAUCUUUAGGACAACAGGCAACAAUCCCUCGGGGGCCAGCAGCAGCCUUUUACACUUCUUCAGUAACAUCACAGAUGCAGUCUUCUCAAGCAAGUGGACCAUGGUGGCGGGGACCUAGACCACCUCUGGGACAACAGAACCAUCAAGUAGAAAACAAAGAACUACUUACUGAUACUGUCAAUAAAUCUAAAUUUAUGUCUGAUGUAAACGUUUCUGGCCCAGUUCAGCCAGAUAAGAGUCUGCCUAAUGUUCAGCAAAAUACAUCCAGGAAGGAGGCCAUAAAAGCAAUGCCAGAAACAAAGAAACCAAGUGCCAUGGAUUCGGGAUUACACAGAGAAGCAUCCAAAACUUCUUGCACUUCCACAAGUCUGCAUCAGAUACCAGUUUCCAAUAUUCCUCAAACACCAGGAGGGAAGAAAACAUUACUGCCAUCACCAAUCAUAGGAAAUAAAGAUAUGAAAUCUACAGAAAAUAAACUGGUUUCUCUAGACAAUAAUCAGAAUAAGGAAUCAUCUAAACUAGAAAACAGAGAGAAGGGACAAAUGAAGCCAAGAGAUAACCAGGGAAAAGGGCCAGAUGGCAGAGGCAGAGGCCAAUAUAGAAUGGAAGAUACUAGAGGCAGAGGACAGAGCCAAUCGGAAGAUAUGAGAGGAAGGGGAAUAGCAAAUAGAGGGAGAGGUCAAUCAAGGGAUGUUGCUGGUAGAGAGAUAAGCAGUGGGCUAAGAACCCAUGACAAACUUCCAAGAAAUCGGGUAAGCAAGUGGGACUCUGAGGUGAGUAGACAGGGAAGUAACCAGGAAAGAGUACUGGGCAGGCAAUCAAAUAGCCAGGAAAGAGGAUUACCAGCUCCUCGGAUGGGCAGUAGGGAAAGAAUCCAAACCAAUAGCCAGGAAAGAGGAUUACCAGCUCCUCGGAUGGGCAGCAGGGAAAGAAUCCAAACCAAUACCCAGGAAAGAGGAUUACCAGCUCCUCGGAUGGACAGCAGGGAAAGAAUCCAAACCAAUACCCAGGAAAGAGGAUUACCAGCUCCUCGGAUGGACAGCAGGGAAAGAAUCCAAACCAAUAGCCAGGAAAGAGGAUUACCAGCUCCUCGGAUGGGCAGCAGGGAGAGAAUCCAAACCAAUAGCCAGGAAAGAGGAUUACCAGCUCCUCGGAUGGGCAGCAGGGAGAGAAUCCAAACCAAUAGCCAGGAAAGAGGAUUACCAGCUCCUCGGAUGAGCAGCAGGGAAAGAAUCCAAACCAAUAGCCAGGAAAGUGGUACAAUCAGGCCUCACAGCAGUCAGGAGAGAGGACUGGACUGGCAAAUUGGAAGUAGGGAGAGAGCCCUGGGUCGACAACCUACUAAUAGAGAGAGGGACACAGAUAGACAUGGUAAUGGUCAGGAAAGAGAACCCAUUAGAAGCAGUCGGGACCACGAUCUACAUAGACAUGAUACAGGACUUGGAGGAAACAUUGAAAAUUUACCACCAUUUUGCGAAGAACCACCAAGGGCUCCAUGGAGUUAUGAAGAGCAAAGCAGAGAAGAGGGUCAUUCAUUUGACUACAGAGAUAUUCCUCUUUUAGAAUACAGACAAUUAGAUGAUUGGGAAAGAGAUACAUAUUGGCACGAUCAAGACCAGAGGUAUGAUGAUUCCCUUGAUCCAUAUGAGAUAGGUGACGGGGUACCACAACAUCAUCCCUUACCCCCUCUUUCACCACUUCCCCCUCUUCCUCCUUUACCUCCUUUGGUGGAUCAGGAACCAUUUUGGGAUGAUUGGGAAAGAUCAUUGAGUAGAGACAGAGAGGGAGACAGGGAUCUCGACAGAAUCAGAAUACCCUUGGAUGUAUAUGAUUGUGAAUUGGAAAGAGACUGGGACAUGGAUUAUAUCAGAUCAUCGGGGGACAGAGAUACAUUGAAUUGUGAUCUGGACAUACCACCUCUACCUCCUUUGCCACCUCUGCCUCCACUUCCUCCAAUAGAUAGAUAUCAAGAAGACAUAUGGCUAGAAGAGAGAGACAGAGAUUUCUACAACAGAGAUUCUAGAGACAGAAGCGAGAUUAGAAUUCGUGAAUAUCCAGAAAGACGUGAUACAUGGAGAGAACAGUCUGAUUUCCCUACUGACAGAGGAGAUUGGGAAAGAGAAAGGUUUUCAGAGAGGUGGUAUCCUGAUGAAAUGGAUAGAUUUACAUCUUCAGACAAUCGUUUGGAUCUACCACCUAUGCUACCACAGUCAUCUGAAUUGUUGGAAGAAGAGCCAAAUUUAGCUUCUGAGCAGUCAUUAGGAGGAGUAAUGGUCCUUAGUCAAAGGCAACAUGAAAUAAUCUUGAAGGCUGCCCAAGAACUAAAGUUGAUACGGCUCGUCAAGAGGAAGGCGAUGGAGGCAGAGCAGCUGAUCGGCAUUCCGGCACCAGACCCCCUGCCGAGAGCCGAGGUUUUGAGGUCCUGCACCUCAGAAAUAAUAAGACCCCCGAUAAUAAGGCCAAGGCCAUAUUUCGGGGGUCAAAAGAAAAUAAGACCCUGUCUUAUUUUGGGGGAAACACAGGAACAAAAAGAACAUAUGCAGAAGAUGAAUGAAUUUGUUCCUGACGUUCAAAUGUCUGAACCUCCAUCACAAGAAAUGCCUAGGUUACAAAGUACAACUGCUAGGAAGGAUAAAUUUCAGGCCUCUUCUCAAAUGCAAAGUAAAAGGACAGCGGAGAAACAAGCUAUUAUGCCUACUCCAGCUGUAAUUGUAAAGCCCCCUGUCUUGUUUCAGAAACCUGCUCCAGCCACUAAGCCACCUCCUGUAAAAUCUUCUCCAGUGACAACACCCUCUGUUUCAGCUGGAAAGGUUCCUAUCCCAAAAGCAAAGCCAUCUGCUCCACCAUUACAGUCAAAUAUUCCAAUUUCCAUUUCAACUGUAGCAGCAACUCAGGUUUCAGUUCCCGUGGUAAAGACAUCAACUGAGAUGGAUCAAGAACGUUGGGAUGAGGACACUUUCCAGGGACUUUGGGACAGUAAUGACGAUAAUGAGUUGAAAUCAGAAUAUGACUUACCUAAAUCGGAUUCUUCAUUGCCUUCAUCAACAGUCUCAGCGCCCCUUUUGUCUACUACGUCAUCCCUUUUGCCUACUACGGCACCUCCUUUGCCUACUACGGCACCCCUUUUGCCUACCACGGCACCCCUUUUGCCUACUACGGCACCCCUUUUGCCUACCAUGGCACCCCUUUUGCCUACCACAGCACCCCUUUUGCCUACUACGGCACCCCAUGCCAAGCCACCAAUUAUUCCACAGACUGUUGACUAUGGACAUGGACAUGGACAUGGACACAGCCAUGGUCAAGAUUUAACUAUCAGUAAAAGUGGACAACAAGUUCCUUACGGGGAGCGAAUACCUCUGCAUCCAGAACCUCAUGAAAGGCAGCCCUUUUCAAAAGAACACUUAGGCCAGAGGGAUCGAUACACCAAGGAGAGAGAGAGUUAUUUUGAACGACAAAAUAAUUCCAAUCCAGACCACAGGGAUUUCAGGAGGGAACGAGAACCAUACAGAGAACGGAUUUCUGGAGAUCAUGAUCGGGAACGAUUUGACAAAGAACGAUACUCACGAGAAGACAGGCCAUCUCCUUCAAGAAAUCAGUCUUACCGUGACAAGGAUCAUUCAGUCUCAAGAAGGGGAGGAUUUGAAAGACAGUCAUAUGAGCGGAAGCCUGAUCGUCCUUCUUAUGAUCAUGGGCAUUCCAUGUUUGGAGGUGAUCGGAGAAAUUAUGCUGAGGAUAGAAUUCCUAUUUCUGCUCCAACAAUACCACGACAACCACCACCUGCCCCACGGGUAGAGAGGAAACCAGAAUCAAAAAAUGUGGAUGACAUAUUGAAGCAGCCUGGACGGGAAAGUAGACCAGAACGGAUUGUCAUAAUCAUGCGAGGAUUACCAGGCAGUGGAAAGACCCAUGUUGCCAAGCUCAUCAGGGAUAAAGAAGUUGAAUGUGGAGGCGCUGCACCCAGAGUGCUCAGCUUGGAUGACUAUUUUAUCACUGAAAUAGAAAAAGAAGAGAGAGAUCCAGACACAAAGAAAAGAGUAAAAAAGAAGAUUUUAGAGUAUGAAUAUGAAGCUGAUAUGGAAGAGGUCUAUCGUGCCAGCUUGUUUAAAACUUUCAAGAAGACUUUGGAUGAUGGAUUUUUUCCCUUCAUCAUACUUGAUGCCAUCAAUGACAGAGUACGGCAUUUUGAGCAAUUCUGGAGCUCUGCAAAAACAAAAGGAUUUGAGGUUUACUUAGCUGAAAUAACUGCAGAUAAUCAGACUUGUUGCAAGAGAAAUAUCCAUGGACGCAAGCUCAAAGAAAUCAAUAAGAUGGCUGAUCAUUGGGAGACAGCACCCCGUCACAUGAUACGUUUAGACAUUCGCUCCUUAUUACAAGAUGCUGCUAUUGAAGAGGUGGAGAUGGAAGACUUUGAUGCAAAUAUUGAAGACCAAAAGGACGAAAACAAAAAAGAUGCAGAAGAAGAAGAGAGCGAACUGGGUUACAUUCCGAAAAGCAAAUGGGAGAUGGAUACUUCUGAAGCAAAAUUAGACAAAUUGGAUGGGUUGCGAACUGGUACUAAGAGGAAACGUGACUGGGAAGCAAUUGCCAGCAGAAUGGAAGAUUACCUUCAGCUUCCAGAUGAUUAUGAUAGCCGUGCUUCUGAACCUGGGAAAAAAAGGGUAAGGUGGGCAGAUCUUGAAGAAAAAAAGGAUGCAGACAGAAAGAGGGCCAUUGGUUUUAUUGUGGGACAAACAGACUGGGAGAAAAUCACAGAUGAAAGUGGUCAUUUUGCUGAGAAAGCCCUCAAUCGCACCAAAUACAUCUGAAUCAGUUGGCACAUGGAAGAUGUCUUCCUUUAAGGCUGUUUGCUUUGGUGAGAGAAGUACACAAGGUGGUAUGGUUGGAACAUGUCAUUGCCCAUCUAGAGAGCUUUGUGAUUCUUUCCUUUUGAACUUUUUUAUUUCAUUGUGUUCUUUCAGUUUUAAUUGUUGAUAUCCAAGAUCCCCAAGUUAUAUAAUAUCCUCUUGCAUCUAAAUGUGAAAAAUAACUUUAUGUUAAAAUCAGUAGUCUUAGCGUUUAUGUGUACAGUAGAAUUGCAAGACAGUACUGAAGCCAUUUCCUCUGCUGUACUCUGACCCAAUGUCAGCAUUACUUUGUAUUGUUGCUUUGUGCUAUUGUUAUUUUAUACUGUACAAACUUGGUAGUUUAUUGUAAUAGCAAACAGAACAAUAAACUUUCACUAUGGAUUUAAUAAUGUGUUUGACCAUAUAUUUAUGUUUGCUAUUAUCUCUGUAUUUGAUUUUUAAAACAAGAGCUUCUCUAGACAGAGUGUUGGAGUUUGGCAAGAAGAAGAUAAGUAAAUGAAAUGAGGAUGGGCCCAAAAUGUUUCUGGUCAUUAAAGUGCCCUAUUUCCUUGUACAUAAAUAUCUUCAAAGCAUUUUUAUUCUCCACACAACUUUAUUCUUCAGACACUCAUCAGUGCAUUGGCUUAAAGCCAUCUCAGCUGUCUCUCACAAGAAGAUAACUUUAAUUCAUGUUUGACUGAAAAUAAUCUGUCACCAAAUAAUUUGGUUAAGCAGCUUUCUGAAUAGUAUAUAUCUUACCAGGUGGGUUGAUAUAUUGCUUUUUAUUCUUGGCUGCUGUUUUUGUUUUGAACUGUACGUCUAGUAUUGUAUAUUUUAUGGUUUCAAUUAAAUUUUAUGCACCAUCCAGUGUCAUUGUGACAAAAGGUAUAUCCAUUUAAAUUGAAAUAAAUAAGAUAUGCAUCUUAUUUAUUUCCCAUGCUUAUUAAUUAACAAAUACAAUUAACUUUUUUGUCCUUCAAAUAGUUUCUGUUCAUAGGUAUAUUAGUAUUGAUAACUCUGUUUUUCCUCUUGAUGGAGGAUUGUGAUUUAGUACUUAAGGAAUAGCUGCUACUGAAAUACAUUUAUUUACAUGACUUUAUCCAGUUUAAUUAAAUAUGUAUAAUUAGAAUUUAUUGAUGUAUCUGAAUACUGUAUAUAAUGUUAGACUACAAAAAUAUUCAUUUGCAUAAUUUAUCUUUAUGCCACACAGUAACUUUUAAUAUUGGUAAGUUAUUUUUGAGUCUUCAUCUCACAGCAAUUAUGAACACAUUAGACAUUUUUUAUGAUUGCCUUGCAAUAUUAGAAUUACACUCUGUUUGGUGCUAAAUAAAACCCAUUGGUGGAUGAAAUAGCAACUAGCUCCAAAUAUAUUUUUAAAAAUCUCUUGUUCAAUCCAAAAGUUUUGUGCAUAUAUUAUUUGUUAAUAUGAUCAUGCUUCUCACAUCUAUAAAAUCCUGCUAUUGAAAAAUUCUAUUGUUUUUCAUCACAAGGGAAAAUAUUGUUUACUUUCGUGUAUUUAAUUAAGUAGGCAAAUGUGAAAUAAAAAAAAAGUUUGACAUAACAUAUUUGGUGAUGUUUUAAGAAAUUGUGAAAUUCCAAAAUUUUCAUAAUGUCGAUUUAAUUAACAAGUUUCAGCUCUAAAUCCUUAAAUCUUUUAUCUGCCUCUUGCGGAGUUAGCAAAUUCAGAAGCAAGUCAACAUGCACUGGAAAUUUAUAAAGUUCAUAACAUUGAGGCUCAAAUAAAGUGAUUGUUUUUCACUUGUUUUACUGACAUUUUUAUGUGUGUUACAGUAUUCAGUUAGCAGGAAUGAUCUGGUGUGCAGAAUUAUUUUCCACAUAGCUGGCAUAUGGUAUAUGGCUGGUAUAUGGGCUCUUUAAAAUACCUCAAAGCGUAUAAAUGAUGGUGAUGUUAUCCAUUCAGUUGUGUCUGACUCUUGGUGACUCUAUAGACCAGGUCUUUCCACGUCUUUUGAUCUUGCACGAUUUCUUUGAGUGGUUGUGUGCUGGUGUCAGCUUUGAUGGUGUCCAGCCACCAUGUUCUUUGGUACCUUUUUACCAUUAACGCUUCCAAACACAAUUGCUUUCUCCAGUGAAUUCCCCCGCAUGACAUAGCCAAAAUAAGUGAGACAGUUUUGUGAUUUUGCCUUCCAGUGAUAUGUCUAAUGUUAUGUGCUCCAGUACUUCUUUGUUAGUCAUCUUUGUUGCCCAAGGAAUAUGCAGCAUCAUAUGCUCAAACGAGUCAAUUUUCUUCCUGUCUUGCUUUUUUAAGGUCCAACUUUCACAACCAUAUACUAUCUGUUGCUAGGAGUAACACAACUUCAUUGCGUGAUAACAGUCAAAUAGCUCCUAAUUUCAUCAAAACUUGGCUUUUACCACGCACCCCACUAUUUCACUGUAGAAUUUAACUUUUCUAAUCACAUUUUUCAAAACAAGGAUUCCUUUGCGUGGGUUAUUCAAUAAAUAUCUUUCUAACAAUUAUGAACAAUUUACUUAAUUAAAAUCUGGUGGUAAAUGUUAUAAAAACAUUUUAAUAAAUAAUAACAAAAUGCUGCCAUAAUAAAUUUCUUAUUUUAAAUGUGUUAUAAUUUAAGGAGAAUAUUAUUACUUUCUCAAAAAUUCUGUUGCUUUCAGACUGAUGGAAUAGACAUGUAUAUGAAUACACAUGUAUAUGCUUUAUUUCAAUUGCCUUGUCAUCAAAUGGAAAUAAAACGUGAGUAAUUUUUGUUCUGAAUAAUUACAAAAAAGCACUACACUAAUGAUUCACAUCAUCAUUUCAAACUACACUUUUCAAUAGAUGCAUCUCUCAUUCAGUUUGGUGCUACUAUACAUAUAUAUGUGAAACACACUGAAACUAAAAACAUACUUCAGAUUUUUUAAUAUUUUUGAAAGCAUCUUUGCAAUUCUAUUUAAUUUUAUACUUAUAUUUUCUGUUUGUGUUGAGUACAUUUAUGUUAAACUGGAAUGUAUUUGGAAGCUAUGAAUUAUGAAUAAAAUGCAUUAUAAUUCCCUUUUC
Molecule: messenger RNA, 10784 nt
Organism: Ahaetulla prasina
Lineage: Eukaryota; Metazoa; Chordata; Lepidosauria; Squamata; Colubridae
Gene: YLPM1
Product: YLP motif containing 1
Exons: 22
Coding region: 122-7753 (2543 amino acids)
Biological process (GO): regulation of telomere maintenance
Cellular component (GO): nucleus
Source: RefSeq, a predicted model, not a curated record